AUGCGGGUUUUGAUCUACGGGGCAGGCCGUGAGGUCCCCAUAAAAAAACCUUUGUGGCUCGUAGCUGUGGUACGUGGUGGUAUACUGCGUUACCAAGUCGAGCUAAUGAGAUCCCAUUUUAAAGAAAUGCAUUCCUCCGCAAUCGUUAUGGUAACAGCUUGGCUCGUCCUACAGACCAGCGCAGAUAAUAUGUUCAAUGAGUACUUCAAACGGGGAAUGUAUGAAUGCGCUCUGGACUACCUCAACAACCUACAAGAAAUCCAUCGUUAUGUUCAGAGGGCAUCUACUAGACAACAGGAAUGCCGCAAGAAAGCAGCUCUUACCGAUAAGACCUUCCCAAAGACGAAUAUCGCACCACUUGACGAAUUUAUAGAGAGUAUGCGACAAGAGGAAGAAGAGGAAUCAAAAUCAACACACAAAACACUAACGAAAACAUUAUGA
Necator americanus (New World hookworm) is the source of this 441-nucleotide messenger RNA. RefSeq lists its product as uncharacterized. The coding region runs from base 1 to 441 and encodes 146 amino acids. The transcript is spliced from 4 exons. NCBI's taxonomy places the organism in Eukaryota, Metazoa, Nematoda, Chromadorea, Rhabditida, Ancylostomatidae. The record is from RefSeq and is a predicted model, not a curated record.